Messenger RNA from Silurus meridionalis, 1526 nucleotides. RefSeq lists its product as uncharacterized. Gene Ontology annotation, cellular component: AMPA glutamate receptor complex. Gene Ontology annotation, molecular function: protein binding. The record is from RefSeq and is a predicted model, not a curated record. Gene Ontology annotation, biological process: negative regulation of BMP signaling pathway. Lineage: Eukaryota; Metazoa; Chordata; Actinopteri; Siluriformes; Siluridae.
UGGCUCGGAGUGGGCGCUUUUCUGCUCUGCGUGCGCAGCGUCUUCAGCUUCUCAGUGGCGGGGCAGGAGGGCACAUGCGAGGCGAACGGCUCGGUGUACUACGUGGGUGAGUGGUACUUCUUGGACUCGGAACACUGCACGCAGUGCGAGUGCACAGGAGGAGCGGCGUGCGCGCGCACCGAGUGCACCGCGCUGCCCGCCUGCAUCCACGUGAGCCGCUACCCGAGCGACUGCUGCGCGCGCUGCGAGAGGAUCGGCUGUGAGUACCGCGGUGAGGUGUACGACCUCGGGCAGAAGUUCCAGAUCUCUGAAUGUGAACAGUGCACCUGUGACAACGAUGGCAUCGCCAGGUGCCUAGUGGCGGACUGUGCCCCCCCUGCAUGUGUGAACCCGGUGUUUCAAAGUGGGAAGUGCUGCCCAGACUGCAAAGAUGGCCCCAAUUGCUACGUGGACGAAUCUCGGACACAGAUAAUCCCCGGAGGCGAUUCAGUGUGGGUGGAUUCCUGCACCAAAUGCCGAUGCCAUGACGGACAGGAUGCUGGCUAUUGGGAGGGCAACCGAGUGGCCACAUGCACCCGCCUUCGCAACUGCACAGUCAGCGAGGGGCAAAACUAAAACUCUUACACUCUCCAGAAGCAGAACAUGAAGCACAGAAGGGCCUGCAGAGCAAGCUGAAGACAGCUUGUACCCCUGUAGCUGAUUGUAUCUUCUUGUACAAUUACAUACUGAAGUCUGUCUUUAGUAACGUGCCCAGGUUUGAGGUUAGAUGUUAAAUGACAUGGCUGAAUGUCACAUUGGCCUUCUACAUGAUGUUCUCAAAUUAAGCCCUAGUAUGUAGGCUGCAUUGAGGGCCUAUUUAAACGACUAUACAUGCAAAUACAAAACCAACAGGAAUAGCUUUGUUGCACAGUAUUUGUUGUUGAUUAGUUAGUAAAUAUAUAAAAAAUAAUUUCUGGCCUUCUGUAGGUUUUACACAUUGUUUAGUAACUAUUAGAUGUAAGAUGUAUGUAUUGGGUGCUAUAAAUGUAAAAUAAGUCUUAUUUUUUUGGAAUAUUGUUUAGACUCAGGUACAGAUCUGUACAAUACUUUAAACAAUGCAUAUAUACCGUAUAUAAAGCUAGAACUGUUAUUGGUUUGUAUUAUACAGUAUACUGUCCUGUAUUUCCUGCAUCACAUCAGGUGAUGUUUUAUGCCUGUUAAUGGUUACAUACAAAUACAUUUUUUAUAUAUUUACAGGGAAAAAAAAAAAUCAGAGCAAUAUUCAAGAAACUAAAAAUUAUUCCGAACAUGAUUCAACCUGUGCCUUUAACUAUGAGCCAAUCGAUAAACGGCUUUUAUUUAUUUAUUUUCAACAGAGCUGAUGCACAUAUUUUUGUUUAUAUAACAAUAACAUUUAUUAUUCACUUAUAGAAUACAUUAUCACUUGAGUAUAAUCUAAAAAAUGGUUUCAAGCAUGUGGUUCCUGGAAAAAGAAAAAUCCUAUGCAGGCAUGGAAGCAACUAAUAAAGUUAUCAUUUUUAUUAGAA